Molecule: messenger RNA, 2424 nt
Organism: Ochotona princeps (American pika)
Lineage: Eukaryota; Metazoa; Chordata; Mammalia; Lagomorpha; Ochotonidae
Gene: PANX1
Product: pannexin 1
Exons: 5
Coding region: 507-1808 (433 amino acids)
Biological process (GO): monoatomic cation transport; positive regulation of interleukin-1 production
Molecular function (GO): channel activity
Source: RefSeq, a predicted model, not a curated record
GGGCCCGGGGCUUGCCACGGGCGCCGGGGCGCACGCUGGGUUCGCAGCACAGGGAAGUCCUUUGUUUCCGGUUGGCCCUGGCGCCUGUGGGCGCGCGGGGCCAGGCGUGGAGCCCAGGCUUCACGGGCACCCCGGGACCCGUCUGGACUGAGCGCGCGGAGACGGAAUCGCUACUCCCCGAGCGCCUGCCCCGUGCGCCUGGGUCGAGCUCCUGCCCCGUGCGCCGUGGGUCCAGCUCCACUGGCGGGCAAAGGCAGGAGCGGGAGAGGGGAGCUCUUCCCGCCCGCGUUUGUAGGCGCCGGGUGAAGGCCGCCUAGGCCCGGGAACACCGAGACACAAAAGGCAGGCAGGAUGAGGGAGCAGCUGCGGGGCGAACGACGAAGGGAAAACGAAAGCCUCGCGCCUGAUUGCUAACAGCGUGAAGGCGCCGGACCGCCUUCCAGACCCCGGCGGCACCCGGGCCUGCCCUCGUGGGCCUGCCUGGUUGAGCUCCGCGUACCGCAGCCAUGGCCAUCGCCCACCUGGCCACGGAAUACGUGUUCUCGGACUUUUUGCUGAAGGAGCCCGCCGAGCCCAAGUUCAAGGGACUGCGGUUGGAGCUGGCCGUGGACAAGAUGGUCACGUGCAUCGCGGUGGGACUGCCUCUGCUGCUCAUCUCGCUGGCCUUCGCCCAGGAGAUCUCCAUUGGUACACAGAUCAGCUGCUUCUCCCCCAGCAAUUUCUCCUGGCGCCAGGCUGCCUUUGUGGAUUCUUACUGCUGGGCUGCUGUUCAGCAGAAGGACUCCCUGCAGAGCAACUCUGGGAACCUGCCCCUGUGGCUGCACAAGUUUUUCCCCUACAUCUUACUGCUGUUCGCCAUCCUCCUGUACCUGCCCCACCUGUUCUGGCGUUUCGCAGCCGCACCUCAUCUCUUCUCAGACUUGAAGUUUAUCAUGGAGGAACUUGACAAGGUUUACAACCGUGCGAUUAAGGCUACAAAGAGUGUCCGGAACCCAGACCUGCCAGACGGAGGCUCCUGCCCCAUUCCGGCAUUUCCCAGUGCUAAUGAGAAUGCAGGACAGAGUUUCUGGGAGGUACCAGAAAGUCACUUCAAGUACCCCAUCGUGGAACAGUACCUGAAGACGAAGAAGAGCUCCAGCAAGCUCAUCGCGCAGUACGUCGGCUGCCGGCUGCUCACACUCACCAUCAUGCUGUUGGCGUGCGGCUACCUAGGCUAUUACUUCAGCCUCUCGUCGCUCUCGGACGAGUUCAUCUGCAACAUCAAGUCGGGGAUCCUGAGAAACGACAGCAGCGUGCCCGAUCGGUUUCAGUGCAAGCUCAUCGCCGUGGGAGUCUUCCAGCUGCUCAGCUUCAUCAACCUCCUGGUGUACGGGCUGCUGGCGCCCCUCGUGCUCUACACGCUGUGCGUCCCCUACCGGCAGAAGACAGACAUCCUCAAAGUGUACGAGAUCCUGCCCACUUUCGACGUGCUGCAGUUCAAGUCGGAAGGGUACAACGACCUGAGCCUCUACAACCUCUUCUUGGAGGAGAACAUAAGUGAGCUUAAAUCCUACAAGUGUCUUAAGGUCCUGGAAAAUAUUAAAAGCAGCAGCGAGGGGAUUGACCCCAUGCUGCUCCUCACCAACCUCGGCAUGAUCAAGAUGGACGUGCUUGAUGGAAAAGCUCGCAAGCCCACAGAGACGGCAGGAGAGGAGCAGGGCAGCCAGAUGGCAGCGCUCAAAGUUUUCACAGAUUUGGACGAACACAGUGAAACUAAAGCGAGUAAUGGGGAUAAGAAUGCUCGGCAGAGACUUCUGAAUUCUUCUUGAAUAUGACAUCUGUGACUUUUACAACAGAAUUCACUUUGUCUCAAGCUGUUUGAUUCAUAGUUGGUUUGCAGCCAAUUGUUCCUGGUGGAGAUACUCAGAGUCUCUAAAGGAACAUGGCAAUCAGCAAAAUGCUGUGGAGGAUGGCUUAUGAGCACCCUACAAGAAGCAGUGCCGAGAGAAGUAAGCCACCAAAGUAUGUCUAUGUGAGUCCUAACGGGGCAGCGGGAAGGCUGGUACGAGGAGCCCUCUUCACCGCUCAGACACACACUCCUCUGUUCCCGCUGCGACAGGACCACGAGCUUUGGGAGAUGUGUUGUCUGAUGAGACAAUAAACCUGUCAGAACAGAACUUAUCUUGGUCUCUUCUGUGCCCUUCGUGACUGAGACAAGAAAUGUACUCCCUGGGGACCUGCCCAUCAAUCUGCCUUCGGCCGGUCUUACCCCAGCUGUGUGUGUGGUGCCUUGCUUCUCUGGCACGCGGGUGCUUGUCUUGCAUGACUCAGUACCUUCCUCGAGGCACUGAUGGUUGCACUCUGCCCUGGGGAGAGGUGGAUAUGGGGGUAGCUGCCCAGGUGCUCCUGGCUUCAACCCCAGAUGGAACACUGAAAACAAAACAA